Oncorhynchus keta (chum salmon) is the source of this 9991-nucleotide messenger RNA. Its product is annotated as artemin. Gene Ontology annotation, molecular function: receptor tyrosine kinase binding; glial cell-derived neurotrophic factor receptor binding; growth factor activity. Lineage: Eukaryota; Metazoa; Chordata; Actinopteri; Salmoniformes; Salmonidae. The record is from RefSeq and is a predicted model, not a curated record. The transcript is spliced from 4 exons. Bases 175 to 1032 code for a protein of 285 amino acids.
GAACAGAAAGGCUUGGCCGCAUAGAGGGAGGCGCCUUUAGUGCUCUCCUGAAACCAAAGCCUUUGAAGAUUAAAAAAAAAACUUCAAGCAAAGAGGACAUAACCUGAAAAGUUGGACGCAUGAGAAUUAUGUACCUUUAAAGGACAUCGUUGUGUGAAUUUUCAUCGCCAAGCCAUGCUCCACGGCCGACCAGGGGCUUGCUGGGGAAAAGUGUCUGACCUCACUGGCGCGCACGCAGAUUGGACUAAAACGCAUUGGAUAGCAGGUGGGCCAAGAUGGAGGACGAGGAGGAGAGACAGACCAGGGGUGACCACCAGACCAUCAGCAGGUGCACCUUACCACCUGAGGAAUGUGAAGGUGCUGCUGUGGAUGGUUGUCUCUCUGCUGCCCCUGGUGGAGGGGGCCUGUAUGGGUGCUGGUUUGGAGGCAGACUCUGUCCAGGCUGUGGGACUGGUGGGAGGGAUGGGGGAAAGGCAGCUCCCAGACACUCUACCUGAGGUGGAUGAGGAACAAGAGGAGAAGAGUGACCCGUACUCCCCCUGGCAUGGCCUCUAUGACCUCUCUGUGAUGGACGAAGUGGACGACCACCCUAGUGGCCGGUGGGGGAGACGUUCCCCUCGCAACACCGACGCCGAACCAAAAGGCUCGGCCAAGAAAAAGAAGAGGAGGAAGAAGAAAGAGAGGGAUAGAAAGGGCAAAGGGAAGGGCCGGCAGCCCCAGCAGAGCAGCCCAGACUGCAGGGUGGAGAAACGAGAGAUGCGGGUGCGGGACUUGGGCCUGGGCUUCGACUCGGACGAGAUCGUCCUAUUCAAGUUUUGCGUGGGAUCCUGCCAGUCGUCCAGGACCAACUACGACCUGGCUCUAAGGGCCCUGAUGGAGGACGGGUCCCUGCCGCGGAGGACCUCCCGGCGAGUCAGCGCCCACCCCUGCUGCCGGCCCGACAGCUACGAGCCCGUGUCCUUCAUGGACGCCCACACCGCGUGGCAGACCAUCCAGUCACUGUCGGCGGCCAGCUGCAUGUGUAUGGGCUGAGGGAGCCAGCCUGGAGGAGGGAGAAUAGGAGGGGGUGGCGACUGGCUGUCACUCACCCCUGCCUGAGAAUAUACAAAUGGUGGCUCGCCAUUGAGGCCUAGGGAGAGCCUCUGGGUUCUGGAAGGGCAGAAGUGGUCGCUCCGAAACAUAUGCAGCGGGGCUGGUCCCCAGUACAAAGCAGAAUGGAGAUUCUGUAGUGUCUAUGAUGGUGGAGCGAGGCCACGCCUCUUCCCGUUGUCAAUUUCUUGUUGAGGAUAAGUGGAUUUGUUGGCAAUGGGAAACUGUCAUGAGUGAAUGGCAAGACGGUGACCACACAAUGGUGGGAUUUGAAUAUUCACAGCAGUUGGGAUAUGUAUAAGACUGACCUGGGGUACUGCUGAAAAUAUUGACUCAAAGGUCUCAAAGAGGACCACAUCGCAUUGCAUUUGACCACAGGUCGACAAGCUCAAAACACUUUUGACAAUGUCAACAUACAGUAUGUUAAUUCCUUCAAAACAGAGAUCUUCCAUACCAUAAUUGCAUUUUUCAGUGUUGACUUGAACUCUACCAAAUGGAUGCCAUGCAUCUCUUUGAAUUACUGUAUUAUAACCAACAUAUUUAUCACAAAUAAGUUAUUUAUUUAUUAUUGUUUCAUAUGAGAUGGACUGUAGAUUUAUAUUUAUUGUCAUGAUCACAUAUCCCGUGGGUUGUGUUGCUGGGUCCUUUGUCAUUGAAUUGUGUGGGAUGUUGUUUUGAAACAUCAAAAAGAUCAGAAGAAGUGGCAAGAACCUCAACCAAGGUUGGGGGAGUAAUGGAUUACAUGUAGCGGAUUACAUUUUUUUAUAAACUGUAAUCCGUUACAUUAACAGCAAAAAUAUUGUUAUCAGAUUACAGAUACUUUUGAAAAAACAAAAUGAUUACUUCUAGGAUUACUUUUACCCCAUUCACGUCCUUGUACUAUAUUUAGUACAAUAUCAAAAUGCACCACUGAACAAAUUCUGUUUGGUGUAAAUGCAUGAAUGCAAGUGUCUAGACAGGACACAUUGAAAUGUGGUGUCAACAUAGUUACUGCAAGUGUCUAGACAGGACACAUUGAAAUGUGGUGUCAACAUAGUUACUGCAAGUGUCUAGACAGGACACAUUGAAAUGUGGUGUCAACAUAGUUACUGCAAGUGUCUAGACAGGACACAUUGAAAUGUGGCGUCAACAUAGUUACUACAAGUGUCUAGACAGGACACAUUGAAAUGUGGUGUCAACAUAGUUACUGCAAGUGUCUAGACAGGACACAUUGAAAUGUGGUGUCAACAUAGUUACUGCAAGUGUCUAGACAGGACACAUUGAAAUGUGGCGUCAACAUAGUUACUGCAAGUGUCUAGACAGGACACAUUGAAAUGUGGUGUCAACAUAGUUACUGCAAGUGUCUAGACAGGACACAUUGAAAUGUGGUGUCAACAUAGUUACUGCAAGUGUCUAGACAGGACACAUUGAAAUGUGGUGUCAACAUAGUUACUGCAAGUGUCUAGACAGGACACAUUGAAAUGUGGUGUCAACAUAGUUACUGCAAGUGUCUAGACAGGACACAUUGAAAUGUGGUGUCAACAUAGUUACUGCAAGUGUCUAGACAGGACACAUUGAAAUGUGGUAUCAACAUAGUUACUGCAAGUGUCUAGACAGGACACAUUGAAAUGUGGUGUCAACAUAGUUACUGCAAGUGUCUAGACAGGACACAUUGAAAUGUGGUGUCAACAUAGUUACUGCAAGUGUCUAGACAGGACACAUUGAAAUGUGGUGUCAACAUAGUUACUGCAAGUGUCUAGACAGGACACAUUGAAAUGUGGUGUCAACAUAGUUACUGCAAGUGUCUAGACAGGACACAUUGAAAUGUGGUGUCAACAUAGUUACUGCAAGUGUCUAGACAGGACACAUUGAAAUGUGGUGUCAACAUAGUUACUGCAAGUGUCUAGACAGGACACAUUGAAAUGUGGUGUCAACAUAGUUACUGCAAGUGUCUAGACAGGACACAUUGAAAUGUGGUGUCAACAUAGUUACUACAAGUGUCUAGACAGGACACAUUGAAAUGUGGUGUCAACAUAGUUACUACAAGUGUCUAGACAGGACACAUUGAAAUGUGGCGUCAACAUAGUUACUGCAAGUGUCUAGACAGGACACAUUGAAAUGUGGUGUCAACAUAGUUACUGCAAGUGUCUAGACAGGACACAUUGAAAUGUGGUGUCAACAUAGUUACUGCAAGUGUCUAGACAGGACACAUUGAAAUGUGGUAUCAACAUAGUUACUGCAAGUGUCUAGACAGGACACAUUGAAAUGUGGCGUCAACAUAGUUACUGCAAGUGUCUAGACAGGACACAUUGAAAUGUGGCGUCAACAUAGUUACUACAAGUGUCUAGACAGGACACAUUGAAAUGUGGUGUCAACAUAGUUACUGCAAGUGUCUAGACAGGACACAUUGAAAUGUGGUGUCAACAUAGUUACUGCAAGUGUCUAGACAGGACACAUUGAAAUGUGGCGUCAACAUAGUUACUGCAAGUGUCUAGACAGUACACAUUGAAAUGUGGCGUCAACAUAGUUACUGCAAGUGUCUAGACAGGACACAUUGAAAUGUGGCGUCAACAUAGUUACUGCAAGUGUCUAGACAGGACACAUUGAAAUGUGGUGUCAACAUAGUUACUGCAAGUGUCUAGACAGGACACAUUGAAAUGUGGCGUCAACAUAGUUACUGCAAGUGUCUAGACAGGACACAUUGAAAUGUGGUGUCAACAUAGUUACUGCAAGUGUCUAGACAGGACACAUUGAAAUGUGGUGUCAACAUAGUUACUGCAAGUGUCUAGACAGGACACAUUGAAAUGUGGUGUCAACAUAGUUACUGCAAGUGUCUAGACAGGACACAUUGAAAUGUGGUAUCAACAUAGUUACUGCAAGUGUCUAGACAGGACACAUUGAAAUGUGGUAUCAACAUAGUUACUGCAAGUGUCUAGACAGGACACAUUGAAAUGUGGCGUCAACAUAGUUACUGCAAGUGUCUAGACAGGACACAUUGAAAUGUGGUGUCAACAUAGUUACUGCAAGUGUCUAGACAGGACACAUUGAAAUGUGGUGUCAACAUAGUUACUGCAAGUGUCUAGACAGGACACAUUGAAAUGUGGUGUCAACAUAGUUACUGCAAGUGUCUAGACAGGACACAUUGAAAUGUGGUGUCAACAUAGUUACUGCAAGUGUCUAGACAGGACACAUUGAAAUGUGGCGUCAACAUAGUUACUGCAAGUGUCUAGACAGGACACAUUGAAAUGUGGUGUCAACAUAGUUACUGCAAGUGUCUAGACAGGACACAUUGAAAUGUGGUGUCAACAUAGUUACUGCAAGUGUCUAGACAGGACACAUUGAAAUGUGGUGUCAACAUAGUUACUGCAAGUGUCUAGACAGGACACAUUGAAAUGUGGCGUCAACAUAGUUACUGCAAGUGUCUAGACAGGACACAUUGACAUGUGGUGUGGUCCUUCUGUAGCUCAGUUGGUAGAGCAUGGCGCUUGUAACGCCAGGGUAGUGGGUUCGAUUCCCGGGACCACCCAUACGUAGAAUGUAUGCACACAUGACUGUAAGUCGCUUUGGAUAAAAGCGUCUGCUAAAUGGCAUAUAUAUAUAUAUAUAUAUAAACAUAGUUACUGCAAGUGUCUAGACAGGACACAUUGAAAUGUGGUGUCAACAUAGUUACUGCAAGUGUCUAGACAGGACACAUUGAAAUGUGGUGUCAACAUAGUUACUACAAGUGUCUAGACAGGACACAUUGAAAUGUGGUGUCAACAUAGUUACUGCAAGUGUCUAGACAGGACACAUUGAAAUGUGGUGUCAACAUAGUUACUGCAAGUGUCUAGACAGGACACAUUGAAAUGUGGUGUCAACAUAGUUACUGCAAGUGUCUAGACAGGACACAUUGAAAUGUGGCGUCAACAUAGUUACUGCAAGUGUCUAGACAGGACACAUUGAAAUGUGGUGUCAACAUAGUUACUGCAAGUGUCUAGACAGGACACAUUGAAAUGUGGUGUCAACAUAGUUAAUGCAAGUGUCUAGACAGGACACAUUGAAAUGUGGUGUCAACAUAGUUAAUGCAAGUGUCUAGACAGGACACAUUGAAAUGUGGUGUCAACAUAGUUACUGCAAGUGUCUAGACAGGACACAUUGAAAUGUGGUGUCAACAUAGUUACUGCAAGUGUCUAGACAGGACACAUUGAAAUGUGGUGUCAACAUAGUUACUGCAAGUGUCUAGACAGGACACAUUGAAAUGUGGUGUCAACAUAGUUACUGCAAGUGUCUAGACAGGACACAUUGAAAUGUGGCGUCAACAUAGUUACUGCAAGUGUCUAGACAGGACACAUUGAAAUGUGGUGUCAACAUAGUUACUGCAAGUGUCUAGACAGGACACAUUGAAAUGUGGUAUCAACAUAGUUACUGCAAGUGUCUAGACAGGACACAUUGAAAUGUGGCGUCAACAUAGUUACUGCAAGUGUCUAGACAGGACACAUUGAAAUGUGGCGUCAACAUAGUUACUGCAAGUGUCUAGACAGGACACAUUGAAAUGUGGUGUCAACAUAGUUACUGCAAGUGUCUAGACAGGACACAUUGAAAUGUGGUAUCAACAUAGUUACUGCAAGUGUCUAGACAGGACACAUUGAAAUGUGGUGUCAACAUAGUUAAUGCAAGUGUCUAGACAGGACACAUUGAAAUGUGGUGUCAACAUAGUUACUGCAAGUGUCUAGACAGGACACAUUGAAAUGUGGUGUCAACAUAGUUACUGCAAGUGUCUAGACAGGACACAUUGAAAUGUGGUGUCAACAUAGUUACUGCAAGUGUCUAGACAGGACACAUUGAAAUGUGGUGUCAACAUAGUUACUGCAAGUGUCUAGACAGGACACAUUGAAAUGUGGUGUCAACAUAGUUACUGCAAGUGUCUAGACAGGACACAUUGAAAUGUGGUGUCAACAUAGUUACUGCAAGUGUCUAGACAGGACACAUUGAAAUGUGGUGUCAACAUAGUUACUGCAAGUGUCUAGACAGGACACAUUGAAAUGUGGUAUCAACAUAGUUACUGCAAGUGUCUAGACAGGACACAUUGAAAUGUGGUGUCAACAUAGUUACUGCAAGUGUCUAGACAGGACACAUUGAAAUGUGGUGUCAACAUAGUUACUGCAAGUGUCUAGACAGGACACAUUGAAAUGUGGUGUCAACAUAGUUACUGCAAGUGUCUAGACAGGACACAUUGAAAUGUGGUGUCAACAUAGUUACUGCAAGUGUCUAGACAGGACACAUUGAAAUGUGGUGUCAACAUAGUUACUGCAAGUGUCUAGACAGGACACAUUGAAAUGUGGUGUCAACAUAGUUACUGCAAGUGUCUAGACAGGACACAUUGAAAUGUGGUGUCAACAUAGUUACUGCAAGUGUCUAGACAGGACACAUUGAAAUGUGGUGUCAACAUAGUUACUGCAAGUGUCUAGACAGGACACAUUGAAAUGUGGUAUCAACAUAGUUACUGCAAGUGUCUAGACAGGACACAUUGAAAUGUGGUAUCAACAUAGUUACUGCAAGUGUCUAGACAGGACACAUUGAAAUGUGGUGUCAACAUAGUUACUGCAAGUGUCUAGACAGGACACAUUGAAAUGUGGUAUCAACAUAGUUACUGCAAGUGUCUAGACAGGACACAUUGAAAUGUGGUAUCAACAUAGUUACUGCAAGUGUCUAGACAGGACACAUUGAAAUGUGGUGUCAACAUAGUUACUGCAAGUGUCUAGACAGGACACAUUGAAAUGUGGUAUCAACAUAGUUACUGCAAGUGUCUAGACAGGACACAUUGAAAUGUGGUGUCAACAUAGUUACUGCAAGUGUCUAGACAGGACACAUUGAAAUGUGGUGUCAACAUAGUUACUGCAAGUGUCUAGACAGGACACAUUGAAAUGUGGUGUCAACAUAGUUACUGCAAGUGUCUAGACAGGACACAUUGAAAUGUGGCGUCAACAUAGUUACUGCAAGAGGACACAAAUAAUGACAAUCAAAAUUGGGAUUUUGAGAAAAUCUGAAAAAGUAAUUAAUAUGACUAUGUAUUUUGAAAUACAUUUCAGAAUGAAAUAGUUGAAAAGCAUAUAGUAUUGUUAUGUGACCUGUUCAAAGCCCAAAUAUAUGAUUCAACUCAUUGUUGUUUGUAAACUACAGACCUUUCUGUAUCGUACAAUAGUUUCUCUUUGGUCAAGUCAUGUGAAUGUUCAAAGGAUCAGAUCUUUAUUUUAUUUUAUUUAACUUUUAUUUAACUAGGCAAGUCAGUUAAGACCACAUUUUUAUUUACAAUGACGGCCUACCCCAGCCAAACCCUAACUGGGAUGACGCUGGGCCAAUUGUGCGCCGCACUAUGGGACUCCCAAUCAUAACUGGUUGUGAUACAGCCCGGAAUCGAACCAGGGUCUGUAGUGACACCUCUAGCACUGAGAUGCAGUGCCUUAGACUGCUGCACCACUCGGGAGCCCCAUCUUAAUAAUGUUUGGUAUAUAGAUUUUCUGGACCAAUAUAUAAAUCUAAAAACAAUAUCUAAAGACACCCCAGUGGGGGAAAAAGUACUCAAUUGUCAUACUUGAGUAAAAGUAAAGAUACCUUCAUAGAAAAUGACUCAAGUAAAAGUCACCCAGUAACAUCCUAUUUGAGUAAAAGUCUAAAAGUAUUUGGUUUUAAAUAUACUUAAGUAUCAAAAGUAAGAGUAUAAGUAAUUUCAAAUUCCUUAUAUUAAGCAAACCAGACAGCACCAUUUUAUUGUUUUUUAAAUGUAUAGAUAGCCAGGGGCACGCUCCAACACAAACAUCAUUUACAUGCAAAGUAUGUGUUUAGUGAGUCCGCCAGAUCAGAGGCAGUCGGGAUGACCAGGGAUGUUCUCUUGAUGUGUGUGAAUUAGACCAUUUUCCUGUCCUGCUAAUCAUUAAAAUGUAACGAGUACUUUUGGGUGUCAGGGAAAAUGUAUGGAGUAAAACGUACAUUAUUUUCUUUAGGAAUGUAGUGGAGUAAAAGUAAAAGCUAUCAAAACUAUAAAUAGUGAAGUAAUGUACAGAUCCCCCCCCAAAACUACUUAAGUAGUACUUUCAAGUAUUUUUACUUAAGUACUUUACACCACUGAGAAAUCCACAACACUCACACACAGUAGAUUAUACGGUGUAAGCAAACCCAUGUAGAUUGUGGCAUGCUGCAGCAUUCUUCCUCUUUCUCUUCAUUGCUCACAAGCACACGUGUACACACACCUAUGACAGACAUUGAUGGCUGUGGAAUGUGUUUACAAAGUAUUUAUGAAACCUUUCUGUUUUCACAAUUACGUUCAAAUCAGCAUUGAAAAAAGCCGAAAAUACACGUGUUUCCGCUUGAGUCUGAGAUCACUAUGUUGACACACCAAAUGUGUUUGAUGAUGGGUCGUGAUAAAAGAGCAGGCAUAGGCUUUUGUUGGCUACAGUGCAAGCAAGCUACGUCUUCCAAUGGUGCUACUGCUGUCGCCAUCCAAAGAUUAUCCUAUUUAAAUAAGCACAAGGAAGACAGCAGUGGUGUAGCCCACAGGCCAUACCGAAAUCACUUAUUAUUGUUAUCUACAUAGUGCAUUGAUGUGAAUCACACUGGUGCUCUCUCAUUUAGCUAUUUGCCUUACGGAUUGUGGUUGUUGUGGAUGUCUGUUCACACGUGUAUACGUGUAUAUGUGUAUUUUAACCCAAUAAUGGUGGAAUUGAAGAAGUCUAAAUUGACUAUCAAUCAUUGUUUUUGCGACCAGUUGACAGCCAGUGAAAAAUGCGCUCUUGCAACAGCUGCAUAUAUAAUGCUGAUCCCAGCCAAUGGAAUACAAGUUUAAAGGAGUUCCUCCAUUCCAAUCUCCUCCAUGGUAUUGUGCUCUAUACUGUCAAAACUAGUUGAAUUGAAGGAGACCACAAGUGGGGAUUUUAUUGCACAAUAUAAUUCGUGUUGAUAAAGAAAACAUGUCCAUAGGUCAAAUGAACACAUGCUCACACUAGCGCACGUUUAGUAGACGUAAUUAAAUUAAACAGCUGCAAAUGAUCGAAAUAUCAAAGUGCCACCAACAAAAACGUAAAUAAUAGGCCUAUAAAUGCAGCAUAUGCAUUCAUUUUUCGGUAGUGCUCAAAGCAUGCGAUUCCAUGAGAGCAGCAUUUCUUUUUAAACUCGGAGCAACGAGCCCAAUCAGUCCUCUAUGACAACACAACCAUAAUCAACAGGUCUUUCGUUUUUGGGUUAUGCUCAGGUGUAACAAUUUGGCUCAUCUAUAUUUCCAUAUAUCCAAGUCCUAUUCUUGAAGAUGAAGGGGUAUGAAGAUAAUUGGAAUGACUGAAAAUCUGACAGACUUUGGUUUUAAAAGUAAAGAUUUAGCGAAAUCGUAUUAUUAUCUGUAUUGCAGUAGAAAGCAAUGUGUUAGAAGAAGCCUACAUAACCAACCCAUAAAGUAAAAUAUAACAUCCAUAUAUGGUGGGCUAUUUAAACUCUAACAUUGAUUUAUCCUGCAAUAGAUGUCAUUCAAUUGGUAAUAUUCAUUUGUUGUCCUCUUCUAGUGCUACUUAAGGGGAAAGUAAACUAAAAGUAACUGAAAGUAAUCAGAUUACUUUACUGAGUUGGGGUAAUCCAAAAGUUACCUUACAAAUGAAAGUGUUUGGACAGGUUACUAACUGUUACUAACUGUAACAGACUACAUUUAGAAAGUAACCUAGCCAACCCUGAUGUCAACAUAGAGUAUGUCUCAUUUCACACAAAGGAAGUUAAUAGUCCAGAAGUGGAAAACUUUACCAGGUUACAAGCUUAGUUGAGUUAUUUGUCAUUGUUGUUUCAGUAUUUCAGAGCAAUAUUACAGUCAAUAUUAUUAAUGUUAUUAUUAUUAUAAUCAUUAUUGAAAUGGUUUCCUGUAUUUUUGUACAAUGGCAUUAUUCUGUGUAGGAAUAAAGUAUUUCUA